Molecule: messenger RNA, 2948 nt
Organism: Acanthopagrus latus (yellowfin seabream)
Lineage: Eukaryota; Metazoa; Chordata; Actinopteri; Spariformes; Sparidae
Gene: slc25a51b
Product: solute carrier family 25 member 51b
Exons: 4
Coding region: 370-1305 (311 amino acids)
Source: RefSeq, a predicted model, not a curated record
CUGGAGAAGCAUUUCUGCUGGCAGUCACCUGCUUCUGUGGGGGCUGCAGACACGACCUACAGUUGUGCCCAGCUACCCUGAGAAUAACUGCUAUCCACCUGUCCGGGGACAGGACAGCGUCUGGUGUACACGGCAGUUAGCAAAGAGCAGGCCUAUAUGUCUGUGCCAGCCUACAGCUUGGAGGCAUGUAAGGACAACAGGCGUGACACGACAAGACGAGUCUUAAGGAAGCAGCGCAUAGAGCUCUCAAAAGUUGUGGCAUACUGAUCCGCAACUGUCUAGGGAUUUCUUGAGAGUGUAUAUAUUCCACAGAAGAGUGCAGUGCCAAUGUGAAGUUGGAGGAACAGGCUGUGGAGCACUAAGCCUCCCAUGGCUGUUAGCACCAUGGACUCUAAGUCGGCCCAGACAUCUCAGCCUCAGGCUGCCCUGACUAAAGGAGGCCACUCCCUGCUGCCUGCUGGGGUUCUGAGUGCCAAGCUGGGCAAUCAUGGGAGGCACUACGUCUGUGGCUCCAUUGCAGCUUUUACCAACAUUGUUGUGACCUUCCCCAUCCAGAAGGUGCUGUUCCGCCAACAGCUGCAUGGCGUGUCGGCCACUGAGGCAGUGCGGCAGCUCCAAAGAGACGGACUGAGGAAUCUUUACCGGGGCUUGCUGCCUCCGCUACUCCAGAAGAGCACUACAGUGGCCAUCAUGUUUGGCCUGUAUGAGGACUUCUCUAGAGUCUUACUAGACAGGGCCGUUUGCACCGGCGUGCCGGAGCUGGUUACCCGAAGCUUUGCUGCAGCGUUGGCAGGAACAACAGAGGCCUUACUGACUCCAUUUGAGCGUGUACAGACUCUCCUACAAGACCAUCGGCACUAUGGGCGCUUCAAUAACACAGCUCACACGUUCCGAACACUUUUGUCUGAGUAUGGUGUCAGAGAGUGCUACCGUGGCCUUGUGCCCAUACUCCUCCGUAACGGCCCAAGCAACGUGCUCUUCUUUGGGCUCCGCGGGCCCAUCAAGGAGCAACUCCCAGAAGCCACUAGUCGAGCAGGUCACCUGGUUAUUGAUUUUGUUUGUGGAGGGUUGUUGGGGGCGGGCCUUGGCAUCAUGUUCUAUCCAUUAAAUGUGGUAAAGUCCAGGGCUCAGUCACAGGUUGGUGGAGCCUUUCAACCUUGCAGGAAGGUGCUGCUAACAGUGUGGAGAGAAAGGGGUGGUAGUUUGGCCAUGCUGUUCAGAGGGGCCCACCUCAACUACCACCGUUCACUCCUCUCCUGGGGGAUCAUUAAUGCCACCUACGAGCUGUUAUUGAAGAUCAUAUGAGGGUGGGGGGUGGAGAUGAGAUGUAGAGAGAUUGAGCAUGUGUAUAUAAAGGGAAAAACCUGUAUGGAGUGAUACAACCCAUUUGUGGAGAAGAUAGGAAAUUGUAAAGUAAAGCUGAUGCACUUGCUGUCUGGCACUGCUUUUGGGAUGCUGGAGUUUCCGUGACUGAAAGACAGCAAUUAAGUUGCACUUCUGACUGGGGCCAACAGUUGGUGUAAGAUAAAACUGCCAUUGUUACUAUUUACUGUUGUCAAGGUAUUAAUAACAAAACUCACGCUUUAGCCAAUACGAAACUUGUGCCAGGGUCCAAAUGAAAUACCCCUAUUUGCUCUAUAAUUCUAAAAUGUAGGGAGCAAACAGAUGCUUUCCUCCCACCAUUUCAAGCAACGAUUAUAUGUCUGGAUUAAGUGUUUUGUGAGAGAAGCUUAUUCUUCAUGUGUGCUGUGGUGUGUCUUCUUGACAAUGUCCAUCUGCUUGUUCGACCAAGAGCACUUCCUCUGUGAGGCUGUUUUCUGCCAGUGAAACACUUUUGUACUUUUGAAAUACAAUAAGAUACAUUGGCAAGUAGAACUCUGGCUAUUUCAUUUCUCUUUAUGCUCCAUCUCCCACCUAUUUAACCCAUAUGAUGAUGAGAUCAGAACACUAAUUCUUUAGAAAUUAUUAAAAUGAUCAAAAUCUGUGUUGUUCAUAUUAGAAAUACUGUCCAGCAGACACAGGCGGGCCAUUUAAACAGGUAAUCCUCACAAGAUUGCAACUAUAUGUCUCAGCUUAUUUUAUGAAGUGCUACUGGCAGGGUGUAUGUGUAAUUUGAGUUCUGACAAGUGCCCAUUGAUGUAUAUGUGAGUAAAAUAUACAUUUACACCAACUUCUUGUGUGUUUUUAUGAUUUUUUGGAAGGGAGACAAAUUAUAUUGAAUCUGUUCAAAGAAAUAAUCCCAGCUCUUUAAUUUUUUAAAAAUCCUUUUCCUGCUCCAGAAAAAGAACUUUGAUAUCUGACCUUGCACCGUCAAUGCAUUUGGUAAUUUUUGGUUCAUUUAUUAACUAUAAAACCAAAUGCUCCUCAAUGUUUGUUUCCUUUUCUAUCAAUUGUUUUAUACAUGUGUCUCUCUUCCUCUGCUCACUCUUGUGUAUCUUUGCCUAUCUCACGCUUGCGCUCCUCUCUGUCUGUAACAUCUGUUGACAUAAUGGGCUCAGAUUUCAAGCUCGAGUAGAUGCAGUCACCACGCAGCAGCUCUUUUGCUGGGGACGACAGCCCAAAGAGGAAAGGCAUGCUGCUCGGACACAGAGAGAGACUGAGCAGUAAUGGUGCAGAGAGAAGAAGGGGGCAGAGGGUUAUGUUCAGUGGCACAAAAAGCUCAAGCUGCCAUGUAAAUGAAUCACUUAGCCUAUUUUUCCAAUUCUUUUCAUUUUGACUGUCUGCAGUGUACCGUUUCUUGUGAUCUUUUCAGGAUUUUUCCUCUCCGAAAAUAAGACUUUGUAUUGAAAGAGGUUUUCUAAGUGGGGCUGCAUCACUUACAUGAGGUAAUGCUGUUGAUGAAUGCAACUUCCCCUGAAGCACAAGUCACUGAAUCACUAUGAAAAUGUCAAAUUAUCAUAUGCAACUGAAAUGUUUCAACUCAAUCCAUUAAAAUUGUUGACAGUGAA